AAGUUGAACCGCCAAAAAGCGACAAACAAAUUUGAUAAGAAUAUUUAAAUUGCCUUAAAAUGGAUAAAAAGUUUGGAAUAAAGCGCGAGAUGCGCUCGUUUCUGAUGCCCAGAGAUCCCAGCGUUGAUCGUCGAUUUCGACCGUGUCCCGAAAAGCAACUGCGGCUAUUCGACGAGGCAAUCUCCGAAACCAGCGACAACUCCACCGACAGUUCAGACACGGAAUCCGAUUAUACGAAAAAUACGGAAGAGGAGGGCAGUUCAAUAGAUCCCGGUGAGCUGGAGACAGGACCACAGGUGUUUCUACGUUUGCGACCUGUAGAUAUACCAUCCAAGCUAUAUGUGAUCUCUGACUGUGGCAAUGUGCUCAUCACCAGCGCCGCGAAUGAGAACAGCGCCAACAACGUUAGUCGCAUGGAGAAGCACUACAGCUUUACUAGCAUCUUCGACAGCCAAGUGGGUCAGCGGGAUGUGUACGACAAGUGUGUCGGUCCACGGAUUACGGAAGAGGAGUGCGUUACAAUAAUGGCAUACGGCACCUCAGGUUCCGGCAAAACCUACACGCUGCUGGGUGACAACGUGAGAGCUGGAGUUGUGCCACGCGCCUUGGAAAACAUCUUCACACUGUACGAUAGAAGUGUAUAUACAACUCCCAAGUUGAAGCUGAUUAAUGCACGCGUUUUAAUACUGGAAGAUGAUGUAAUGCUUCAGGAGAUGCAGAUGCGUCGCCAAAUGCUGGCAUUAUGUCCAGAUAUCACCAGUCAACACAAGCGCCUGCAGCAAGUCAUCAGCGGUGAUCAUGAGUUCAUGGAGAAACCCAUGGAUGGUGUGUCCGUCAUGAUAUGGGUCUCGUUUGUUGAGAUAUACAAUGAACUCGUCUAUGAUUUGUUGACCAUGGCACCACGGCAGGCAACUGUGGGCGUGCCGCCACGGAAAAACCUGAAGAUCGUUUGCAAUAAGGGUCAGGUGUUUAUCAAGGGUUUGACCAGCAUAUUUGUAAAGAGCAGCGAGGAGGCAUUGAAACUGUUGCGACUGGGACAGCAACGACUGACGUACGCAUCAACUGCUGUCAAUGCGAACUCAAGUCGAUCCCACUGCAUCUUCACUGUGGACGUGUUGAAAUAUCAUCGCUCGGGCGUCACCACACAGAACUCGUACAAAUUUUGUGAUCUAGCCGGAUCGGAGCGUGUGGAUAAAACGGGCACGAUUGGAUCACGUUUGAGGGAGGCGCAGAGCAUCAACACCUCCCUAAUGGUGUUGGGUCGUUGCCUCGAUGCGGCAAGCUCCACAAAAAAGAAGGGCACUGCCGAUGUGAUACCCUAUCGAGACUCAAAGCUCACCAUGCUGCUGCAAGCAGCGCUACUGGGCAAGGAGCGCUUGGCGAUGAUUGUGACAGUGACGCCGCUGGAUAAAUACUAUGAGGAAAAUCUGAAUGUGCUCAACUUUGCCUCCAUCGCGAAGAAUAUAUUAUUUAAGCAGCCGCUUGUCAAGCAGCACCAUGCACGCUACUCGGCAUUCGUGGACUACACACAGUCCUCGGUGGCACAAGAUAAGGAAUACAUUGAAGAACUCGAAGCACAGAAUAUUAGCCUGCGUGCAGAGGUCGAUCAGUUGAAGUAUGAUCAUGUGCUGAAGAUGCAACUGCAGGAGGAGCGAUUGCGCAAGGAGAUCACAGACAUGUUCCAAGAGACUAUAGAAACAAAUUUGAAGAAAUCCGAUGAGCGUCACGAGAAAAAGAUUCAAAUGCUAAAUCGCGAGUUUGAGGCGAAGUUGGCAUCGCUCAAGCGUAAAUAUGAGGAGCAGAUUGAGGACUUGGAGGAUGAAAUCGAAGAGCUGAAAGCACCCAAUAGCGAUAUCGAGAUAAUCGAAGAUGAUUAAUUAAUGUUCGUUCACGUUGUCCUAAUGUUAUUGUCUUAUUAUUAAAUAUUAAACAUUUGUCUCAAUUUUAAA
Messenger RNA from Drosophila grimshawi, 1949 nucleotides. It is a transcript of the gene sub, whose product is annotated as kinesin-like protein subito. The record is from RefSeq and is a predicted model, not a curated record. NCBI's taxonomy places the organism in Eukaryota, Metazoa, Arthropoda, Insecta, Diptera, Drosophilidae. Gene Ontology annotation, biological process: microtubule-based movement. Gene Ontology annotation, cellular component: nucleus; microtubule; kinesin complex. The coding region runs from base 60 to 1877 and encodes 605 amino acids. The transcript is spliced from 4 exons. Gene Ontology annotation, molecular function: ATP hydrolysis activity; microtubule motor activity; microtubule binding.